Molecule: messenger RNA, 1865 nt
Organism: Phycomyces blakesleeanus NRRL 1555(-)
Lineage: Eukaryota; Fungi; Mucoromycota; Mucoromycetes; Mucorales; Phycomycetaceae
Product: cyclin
Exons: 11
Coding region: 351-1739 (462 amino acids)
Biological process (GO): regulation of cell cycle
Source: RefSeq, a predicted model, not a curated record
UAAAGAAAGAAAGAAAAAUCAAAGAACUAUCUAAGGCCCACAAUACACAGAAACAUCUAUAUAUUACUAUUAUUAUUAUAUUAAGAAUACAUUCUCCUUUCAAUAUCUACCUAACCUUUUUUGCCCUUAUUAUUACUCUUACGAUACUAUAUAUAUAUAUAUAUAUAUAUAUAUAUAUAUAUAUCAAUUAAAAGAACAAACAAAAGGGUCCUGACGACAAUUCACCCAAAGAACAAAAAAAAUCCUAUCACUCUCUCUCUCCCUCUCUCUCUCAUUGCGUUUUCUGUUAUUUUUUUUUAUUUUAAUUAUUAUUAUUACUAUUAUUACCUUCACUCGCGUACAGUACGUAAAUGGGCACGACGAAAAGUCGUAAAUCAAGGCGGAAUACCUCUAGACCAACUGCCAUCUCAUUCUUGUCUGCCAUCACUCUUGGAAGCGAACACGAAAAACAAAACAAUGAACCAAAUCACUCUAGUGCAAUCGUUGAGUCAAAAGCACCAGGCGAUGAUGAAGACACGAUUAUUUCACCUGUCUCGACUCAUCCAUCAGAAAUACGAGCUUUGUCUCUUCACUCGACCGACAGCAGCUCGACAUUUGAAAGCCAGCGUCAAGUACAUAACCUCACUCUGGACACCACAGCCAGUCGCGAUACAACAAUCCCUCCACCCCUUAUAACGCCAAUUACUGGGACAACGAGCCAAUCGUUGGACUCUCAGCUACCACCCACCUCAACCGACAACAAGAGCAAAAAAAGAGGCCAACCCACCAAACAUGAGUCUUAUCACAGUACACAAACCAGAUAUUCUCAAAGUGAUCUUUCUGAAUCUGUCGAACACCACAAACUCACCCGUGAAGACAGCAAACGUCCCAUUGCAUCCGAGAAGAUCAAGAAACGAUCGACCCAGCCAAACGACAAGGACCCCGAACAAAAUGGCAUGAACAUUCUCUCUGUCUUCCGAUAUUACAGUGAUAAGAUUCGUCAUUCAACAAGCAAAAGAAAGCCCGAAGAAGAUGGAGCUGACCGUGGCUAUGUACAUCAGCAACAACUUACUAGCAAUGAUAGCUACUCUCGUCGUAAAAAGCAUUCCUAUGCACAUUUCCUACAACCAGCCAACUCACUCAAAGACGAUGAGACUAUUGAAUCCAAUAUUGGACCUGAUGAUUAUGAUCCAUUCUAUCUCGACAAUGAUCUCUAUGGAUCCUUUGGGGUUAUUUUUGGGUCAUCAACUACGCCGUUGUCUUUACGCCCAGCUGAAUUGAAGCGAGAAACAAACGAACAGUUUCGUUUAGCUCAUCCAGAAAUCAAUCCAGAGAUUACUCUCAGCAAAAUCCGUUCUAUCAAAUCUCAUUUGUUGACUAUUGGACGUGGUUUGGAUCUGGAGGUCUCAAGCAUAUCACAUGCCUAUGUUUACUUCGAGAAACUUGUAUUAAAGAAUGUCGCAACCAAAAAGAAUCGAAAAUUGCUAGCUGCGUGUUGCCUUUUUCUAGCUACCAAAGCCAAUGAGCCAAAGGGUGCCUGGCUUCAACCUUUGCUAGACGCUAUCGACGAUGAGUUAAACAUCGACUCUGAAGAAAUCAAGAAACAUGAGUUUGCAGUGUUUGCAGAUCUUGAAUUCAACCUUUUUAUUCCUCGCCGUGAAUUUAUGCCUCACUUUGAAAGAAUAUUUAAAAUUCUAGAAUACAAGAGUAUAAGAGAUUAUCUUGGAGACGAGCCGUUUUAUGAAGUGGACUAUCAAUAAUAACAAUAAUAAUAAUCUUAGUAGUAGUAGUAGUAGUAAUAAUAAUAAAAUAGAAAAGGUGAAGAUUUUUUUUUCAAAUUUCAUCAUUUCCACAUUUAGCGCCAAUAAAAUCAUCAGUGAUAAGGC